ACCGAUGUGGGAGCACGUGCCGCGCUCUCCGCUCCACAAGACGAACGCGCGCUCGCGAGUGUGUUGCACUAGAACUGAGUUUAUUUGAGAACUUUGUUUUGAUUAGUGUGUCUGGUGAACAUGAGGUGUUUAGUGCUGGUGUUGUUGGCUGCGCCGGCGCUGGCGGCGGCGGCCGGCGUGCCGUGCGCCCUGGCCGGCGACUUCCUCCAGCGGCACAACGUAACAGCUGAUGAUGACUAUGUAUCAGGUGAAAUCUGCGGCGGCCAGUGUUGCGGACGAGGGCGUGAAGUGCAGCUGCAAUCUGCACUGCGCCGCGCAGCCGAGGCCACCACUACUGCACCAGUGCAGCGGACUGCCAGCCUGCUGCUAAAUACUAAGCAGUCGUUACAGGACCAUCUAACGGGGCUGUCACACCAAUCACAGAACAAGACAGCGACGCUUUUCACGCAGCUCUACCGAGGGCACGCGACACGAACCGUCCAGCCUCUCGCAACAUUAUACGAUGACAUCCGAACGGUUCUCCGAGCUGAAGGGGUGACCAGCGAGAGCCUCAGUGCGGGCCCGCCGAAAGACCUCACAGCCACGGCGAAGAAGUUCUUCAGAGAUCUCUUCCCAGUGGCGUACCAUAAUGUACUGAAGUUAGACUCGAAGCAGUUCACGCCUGAGUAUGAAGUCUGUUUGAAAGAUGCGUAUGAUGCAGUCCAGCCCUUUGGAGAUGUGCCGCAACAGCUGGGUACGUCACUGUCGCGGUCACUGGAAGCGGCGCGCGCGCUUCUACAAAUGUUGGCAGUAGGUGCUGAUGUACUCUCGUCUGCUGAGCGAGUGCUGGCCACUGGUACUGACAACUGUGCUGAGCGUCUACUGAGGGCGGCCGGCUGUGCGCACUGCCAGGGACACGAUGUCAGGCCUUGUAGGAGCUACUGUCUCAAUGUGGUUAGAUGGUGCAUUGGUUCCCUGGUGUCGGAGCUGGACGCUCCCUGGGCUGGCUACGUGGAGGGAGUCGAGAGGCUCACCAAAGUAGACGCAGACGUUGCCCUCAGAGAACUAGAAACUAAAGUCUCUAAAGCUAUCAUGUACGCGCUCGAGAACAGAGCCGUCUCCGAAAACAAGGUUCGUCAAGAAUGUGGUCCCCCAGCCACAAUGGACAGCCCAGUUCUAUCAUCAGCCAUCCCCACUCCGGGUUCAAUUCGUCGCGACAACCUUCGAGCGCCACCACCAGACACAGAACUGCUUUUAUUUGCAGCCACCCUCGCGUCGAAUAAGAAGCUCUUUGCUGGACUAGCGGACCGAGUGUGUGACAAACCUGACUUCGCUGCUGAGGAGAAUGAGCGCUGUUGGAAUGGCAACGCUAUUGCUGAUUACACGAAGCCCCUAACGUUAUCGUCUUCACCGAGUGAUCAGAAGUACAACCCUGAGUCCACGGGAGACGCACCCAAGGAUGCAAGAGUCGCCGUCUUGGCUGACAGGCUGCAGCAGGCUAGACAGUUACUAGUAUCAUACUCCCGCAGUAAGGAGCUGUCAGCCGAGGCGUUCAUGCAAGGCGACGAGGCUGGUGAAGAAGGGUCAGGCUCCGGCCGCAGCUACCCUGAGGAUUACGACUCCGAAGGUUCCGGAGGAGAGGAUGGCUCCGGAGACCACGAUGGAAUAAGCAAAACGUACAACAACGAGUCUCCACCGGACUCGUCAACGCCGAAGGUGUUCAACGCAGCGGGAACAACGUCCAGUGCGUCAGUGUUGGUGCUACUGCUGGCUGCCCUCGCCGCGCGUCUCACCUAAGCGACGCAGCGCACGUAAGAAUAACCAUAUCAUUGUGAAGGCGAGUGAACGAGUGACUGACUGGCUCUCGCGCACGGACCCCACCCCUCGUGCUGUCCCGCUCACACGUGCGUGGCGCGAGCGGGACGGGUGACGCGUCGCAGUGCGCGAGCCACAUAGUGUAGUGACGUAACAAAGACACGAGAGUGACGCGUUCGUUGUAGCUAGUCGUAAAGUACGGUAGUGUCCGAUGCCAGAUUUCCGCGUAUUUACAAACAUAUUUUAUAUCGAAAUGUCAAUGCACGCCACAAUCCCCGAUGCAUUUAAGAUAUUUUAACGUUUGUAAUUGUACAGUGCAUAUCCCAGUAACGUGUACAGUGCAUAUCGAUGUUGUCUUCAUUUUGUAAAUAUUUUUUUGAAGAAUCUUCUUAGUAUUAGGUGGAAAUAUACAUUGUAAUGGAAGCUUUACUAUACUUCUGCAUUUAAAACUUGGAGGUGAUCGUGAAAUUUAUUGUCAUAAUAAUAAUAAAUUAUUUGAGAAAUCUUUAAUCAUUGUUGAACACUAGCUGAUUGGCAAUAAUUUUAUUAAGAAAAAUGUAUAACGAUUAGAAGCGAGUGAUAACUCUUAAAUAAGGAUUCUGUGUACAGAUUGUGUAAAUACCUGAAAUCCUACUGGUCUAGGUGCUUAGCUAGUAAAUAUAUUUCGUUGCCAUAUUAAUAUUACGGAUAUUAUUAUUUAUAAUAUUAAUUAAGUCAUAAUUUAAACUAAUAUUAUGUUAUGUGAUACUGAUUAGUUUGUAAGUUGUAUUGUUUUAAUAUAAUUGGUUUAUUCAUUCAUGUAACGACUAAAUACUAAAUAUCGAACACCUGAAUGCAAUAUAAAGUUCCAUCUUAACAAGAUAGACUAAAAUAACAUUACUAUAUAAAUAGCUGUAUGUUUGUUGUGUAUAAUUUAUUUACUGCAGGCCUUAAUACCCAUGUUUAUUCAGAUAUAUAAAUAUUUAGUUUCCAGUAUCAAUAAACCAGUAUAAGUAGGUAAAAUAAAAUGACAAGAAAAAAAAAACAUAAAAUAAAAAUAUAAGUUAUAUGUAGCAAUAAAUACGUUUGUAAAUUGCUUUAAAGAUUAGUGAAUAUAUAAUGAAGUGUUGCGGUCAUGUAAUGGCUGCGUUUUGUAUGUAUCGUAGAUAUGAGGUGUUGACGCGAGGACCACACGGAAUGUGGGGAACUGUCGCUACUAAUAAUUAGAAAUGAAGAAAAAUUUCAAUAAUGACCACAGUUUCAAAUAAAAACUCGUAAAACUUAUUUCACAGUGCGCCAACAUUAAUUUAAAAAUAUUAAAAAAAAAAAAGUUUUUUGUCAACCUGUAUAGUAAAAUUUUAAUUUUCUUUCACUGUUUGACGCCUCUUAGUUUCUCGAGAAACUCGAGAAUUUUGAUCAGUAUCAAAUGUUUUUCAGAUAAAUGUCAUCUGUUAGCGAAAAAAGAAAAGCGAAUGUUUAAUUAUUUCACGAAAAAUAAAAUAAUAUUUGAAUAGAAUUUAAUUCAGAUAUUGUUAUUUGUAAACUUAAAAUAAGAAAGAGUGUACAAACAUUGAUAAUAACUUUCAUUCUUUCAUAAAAUCUGAAAAUUCCGCUGUAUAAAUAAAUAUAUUGUUCAAACAAAGUUGGGUGCACAUACUUUUAUAGCGCGACAUUUUAUCAUCCACGAAAAUGCAAUUUUACAACCUUACACAGGGUGUUUGUUUUACGACGAUCUUUUUCCCUAACAUAGCCCAAAAUGGGUAAGCAAUUUAAUUCUUACUUCAGUAUAUAUUCGGGGUCAAGGUCGAACUAUUUGCAUCUGUUAUAUCAUAGACGGUAUCGUAAAACAAAAGCCUUUUGUCACACAUUGUAUUGUAUUGAGCAAGUGAUGCAAUACUUGGGUCAUUACACAUAAUACUAUGUAUUGUUUAAUGAUGAUGUAUUUCAGAGGUAUAUUGAGAACCUACAACGAUUUACAUAGCUAUAUUAACAGUCGUAAAUGUGCACCCUAAAUUACAUUCAAAUAUAUAGCUUUUACAAAGACAAAAUGUAGCGACACGACACCCAAACUCAAUGUAAAUAUUGUUGGAGAGUAUAUAGAGUGGAACCGAGACAAUUGCUGUUAUAUCUGAGUAUAUAAUAUGGAAAUAAAUUCUGUACUAUA
Helicoverpa zea (corn earworm) is the source of this 3937-nucleotide messenger RNA. It is a transcript of the gene dally, whose product is annotated as division abnormally delayed protein. Gene Ontology annotation, biological process: positive regulation of canonical Wnt signaling pathway; cell migration; regulation of protein localization to membrane. The record is from RefSeq and is a predicted model, not a curated record. Lineage: Eukaryota; Metazoa; Arthropoda; Insecta; Lepidoptera; Noctuidae. Gene Ontology annotation, cellular component: plasma membrane; extracellular region; cell surface. The coding region runs from base 121 to 1776 and encodes 551 amino acids. The transcript is spliced from 9 exons.